AUGGCAGCCAGACAAACUUCCAGUGUAUACUCAGACACUUUCGACCUUGACGAUCUGCUCUCUAGAAUCUCCAAGCAGACCAGCGAGCAGCGCGAGGCUGCCAUGCGUUCGCUCUAUCAAGAGAUAGGUGAAUUAGAGAAAGACAUCCUAGCCUAUAGACAAGUCUGUUUAACGGCUUGCAAAGCUCUAGACGAGCUUCGCGAGCUGACGACAAGGCUGCGGAUGUUGUUAGCAAAGACAGCUUCCUCAAUGCGCAGCGAUAAGAACAAGUACUUAGCAAACUGUACGGCAUUCUAA
Molecule: messenger RNA, 297 nt
Organism: Colletotrichum truncatum
Lineage: Eukaryota; Fungi; Ascomycota; Sordariomycetes; Glomerellales; Glomerellaceae
Source: RefSeq, a predicted model, not a curated record